AUGGUGGCAGGUUCGGCGCGGCGGUUGGCGUUGGAUUGGAUUGGGUUCGAGCAAUGCAUCGCCGCUCCCGCAGCGCUUGAGCCCCGCGACACGCGGGAGGACUCACGGCGGCUGUUGCUCGCCAGAGCGUUUAUUAAGGCAGCGUGCGAGCCUCGUGCCCGUCCUCACGUGCUGACCCACGGCAAAAACAUGACAAACCUGGAAGCGCUGAUCACCAACAUCGAGCUCUGCAGCCAGGCUGACGGCUGCAGCGCGGUCACGUUUCCCACCCUCAAGAAGCUUUCCGUCCACGGACUGGGGACAUUUCAUAUUCAAAAAUGGCGCUCUUUUGAAAAUGGUGAGGUGCUCACGUUUCAGAGGCCUCUGUUCUCGCUCUCCGGGACUGUUGCACAGAUCCGUAAGCUGCGACAUGCUUCUGCGCCUGUUCCUGAUGAGAUGAAGAAAGUGUCAGUGAGCUACAAGAAGAUCCGCUCGGAUGUCCCCUAUUCCAAGGAAGUCGUGCAGAACUGUAUGCAGGAGACCCUGGACUUUUUCUACUUCAUCCUAACAAACAGAGGGGACACGGACUUCAUUUUAAAGGAUUUUGGCACCCUUGCUAUCCGGGGAACAGAAGUGACAGUGGCAUUUUGCGAAGACUUUUUACUACGCCUCAACAAGUCCACGUACAUAGUAGAGAAGUUGCUCGACAAGAAAUGGGUCGUAUCGGCUAAAGAAGUCACUCUGCUUCCGAGCUGUUUUGGCCGUGUCUACCAGUUUCCACAGUUUCGGAUUAAGGCAGUGCCUCGAAGACCUUCUCUCGGAGACAAGGAGAUAGUUACGGAACUCGAGAGUGCUUUGAGCAACAUGGGAAUAAGAGCGGCCGUUCGUCACACAUUACGCCUUCUGCGAAGGUGCUCUUCUCCAGACCUCUUAGCCAGAGCUGAGAUGGAGGAAGAAGCAGAGGAGAAAAUGGAGGGAAAAGGGCCUCAUGGCAGCCUGUUGCCACAACGUGCAGGCACGGAAGGAAGGCAGCACAAAGAAACCCCUUUUGAGAGCCCUGAAUUCCCAUUGCCUGCUUCUGAAGAGCACAGGCAGACGGGACAGCUGCCCCAGGAGGAAGACGACAGCCUCAGCUCCCCAGAGGCCACCUCCAACACAGAGGAGGGUCUACAAGCGAUGGAGGCUUGGAUUCAGGCGAGGAGGCAGCUUCGAUCUGAGCUGGAAAGCUUGGGGGACGUGGAAAAAUGGCUGGCUCACAAACCUGCCCUCAGCUAUCAAGAAGCAGCACGCUGGCAAAGCAUAAGGGCACGCCGAGCAGAGAGGAAGGCUGCUGUCAAACCAGCCAUGACCCAGAGCCCGGACCGCUCAGCACCAAAGAGCAGCCAGCCGUGCAGGAAGGGUGGCGUUCCCCUUGUUUGUGCGCCGUACCCCCAGGCUCUGGUCAGGCUGCAUAACCUCCUGCACGAGCAGAAGCUGACGAUGGUGAACGUAUUCAAGAAGGCUGGUAUGGACGGGAGGAAGAUCAAGAGAGCAGACUUCAUCAGAGUCAUCAGGGAGGUCCAAGUUCCCAUCAGCGACAAGGACCUGGAGGAUGUGGUCAUCUUCUUGACUUCCUCAAAACCGGGGAAUUUUAUAAGCCCCCAAGAUCUGAUGAAUUGCCAAAAGCAGUGGCUGGAAAUGAGGAAAGGACAACCCCAAGAGACCCAAACAGGUGUAGAAGAUCAUUUGCAGAAAGCCACCUGCAAAACUGCCACUUGUCCACCUUCUGCUGGGGGCACAGCCAAACGGAUGAAGCCCCAUGCUCCUACCAUGCCCGAAAGAACACUGACGUGCUUGGAAGUCCCUCCAGUCAACACGGAGCCAGAACGACGACAUCUGAGCUGUGAUGAAAUGGAAGAGAUUGGGAAAGUGACAAGAGAGAGGAGACGGUGGGAGAAGAACAAAGACGGCCCGAUAGAACGGAAAGAAAAGUGCCGGAUGGUGAGGUCCGGGGAUGGCCCCGUGGAUGAGCACUGCCUGCCAUCAACGGUAGAGGCUGACCUGGGAGAACUGGUCAACCGGUACCGCAGGGAUGCCGUCACGACUUAUCUGAAGAGCUCCGAGCUGUGCAAAGAGCGCGGUGUUCCCAUCACUGAGCCAACGCUGCAGAAAGCUCUGCUGCACCCAGGAGACAAGAUCAUCAAGGAGGGAGAAGAGGUUAGGAAGAUCAGGCAGCCUGGUGGAUACUACAGCCCGGGACGUGCUGAUGGUCUGUCACCUGGGAGCACCUCCAGAUCAGGAGCGGCAUCUGGAAGCCACGCCAAGGAGGCAAAACCUAGGCAUCUUGUGAGGAAUCAGAUGCAAAAGUCAAGCGACAAUAACUUCUGGCCAGGUCAUCUCCUGGACAAGCUAUGCCUUUACUUUCCUGAAAAGCAGCAUGACAGGGCACACGCUUUGUUCAGCUGUGUUCAUCCAGCCAAGCCCGCCCACCGUGGCACCUAAAGCCCUGCCUGCGGCUAGCUCGUCAGC
Egretta garzetta (little egret) is the source of this 2487-nucleotide messenger RNA. RefSeq names its product EF-hand calcium binding domain 12 (gene EFCAB12). NCBI's taxonomy places the organism in Eukaryota, Metazoa, Chordata, Aves, Pelecaniformes, Ardeidae. Bases 1 to 2460 code for a protein of 819 amino acids. The record is from RefSeq and is a predicted model, not a curated record. The transcript is spliced from 15 exons.